Messenger RNA from Dinoponera quadriceps, 644 nucleotides. RefSeq lists its product as uncharacterized. The transcript has 4 exons. Bases 306 to 644 code for a protein of 112 amino acids. Lineage: Eukaryota; Metazoa; Arthropoda; Insecta; Hymenoptera; Formicidae. The record is from RefSeq and is a predicted model, not a curated record.
GUUCGGAAGACAUUGUCUCUCCGUCUGCACUCGAGUAUGGACAACAACAUCGUAUAUACUGGAUCGUAAAUAGCAAAUGCAGAGGAAAAUAAUAGGGAAAUUAGUGUAUCUGGGAGAUACAUUGCGACCAUUCAUGGAUAAAACAUAUUGCGAUCAACGGAGAGUUAACAAGUGUUUUGUCACUAUGGUAACUGACAAAUUUGCUGUAUCAGCGAAAAAUUUUUCUACCUGUAUGGGAUUCGAAGUACAGGGUAGAGAAUUUCAGAAAGAGAUGGCCAUAUUCGGAGAAGAUUUUUGUUAGAUACAUGCAUAGAUCGAGCGAAAGUAGUGACCGUGCAGCAGAUGAAGUUCCGGAGAACGCAGUUUCAACGAACGCGGAUGCCAUACCGGAGGAUCCGGUUCGGGCCGAGCAGGGUCGACUCGAAGAUGUAAGUAAUAGAACGUGGUCAACCUUGAAUUCUGAAGUAUUGUUGGUGGUGAGUGACAAAAAGCAAAGAAUUCCAAAAUGGUCGGUGAUUGUAGAAAAUUUCGUUGGAAUUAAUGCGAUUUACUUUGCUGCACGAAAAAUAAUGCUGUUGAAUCAAUUUCCACGCAUAAUUGGAAUAAGUCUUCUUGAUUCGAUAUCAUUGAAAUUAAUACUUUAA